This is a messenger RNA of Trypanosoma conorhini, 1395 nucleotides long. RefSeq lists its product as uncharacterized. Lineage: Eukaryota; Euglenozoa; Kinetoplastea; Trypanosomatida; Trypanosomatidae. The record is from RefSeq and is a predicted model, not a curated record. The coding region runs from base 1 to 1395 and encodes 464 amino acids. The transcript has a single exon.
AUGGUCGGGGGAGAGCGUGCCGACGAGCACGUCGUCGGCGGCUUCUUAGAUGACCUCUGCUGCCUCGUGUCGCGCUACUUGGCCUUGUCGUGCGGCACGCGUGCCGGCUUGCCUCCCGCCCCGCCGCUGGCGGGGCAGCUGGGCGCGGCGGAGUCCAUGCUUCGCCUGAUGGAUGCGGCGAGGCCGCAGCUGGACGCCGGGGAGGAGGGAAACGAUUUCCCCACGCAGAGCGCCGUGUUUCUGCUGCGCCUGCGCUCACUGCUAGAGAGGCAGCUGAAGGAAGAUCGGCAGCCACAGAGCACCCCUUCUCGUUUGGCGACGACCGCCGCUGCGGUGGGUGAAGGCCCCGCAGGAAAAGGGUCACAGUGCCUCAACUGCGCCGCGGAUGCCCCGCGCCGACGCGUCCUGCGACACAUGCUCCGGAUCCCCAACACCGUGGACUGGGAUCGCGGCGGGGUGGGCGCCUUAACGCGAAGGAUGACCACCGCAGAGGCCGAGUGCCAGACGGAGUUCUUGGACACGCUCUCCGUGGGGCAGCCGCAUGCUUCACUGCAGCAGGCUACAGCAGCUGCUCUUCCUGGAGGGCGCGUGCCAGCGCUGAGCGACGCGCACGGUCGCCUGGCAUUGCUGCUGCAGCAUCACACCGUACACAGCAUCCUUGCCCUGGGCGCUGCCCUCACUGAGGCGAAUAGUGACCCUACGCCGCUGAAGGAGUGCGAUCGCCUCAUUCAAACACGCUACGUAGAUGGCAUUAGAGAAGAACUUAAGAGAGAGCGAGAGAGGCUCCACGGAAAGUCUUCAAGUGAGAUUGGAAUAAGUGAGCCUGAGCAACUUUAUUUUAGUGAGAUUGCGCAGGUGCUAGAACGUCUUGAAGCGGCCGUUCCCACAGUGGACUGCACAUCGGUUUUUUUUGAGGAAGUAGGCGAGGAAAGUGGAGGGCGCGCCUUUGCUGGGGCGGAAGACGCGGAUGACCUUGUGAGCUUCUUCGGACGGAGUGGCGCAGGCUUCGUGUCGCGGCUAGUCGCUUACAGCAUACAGAGCUUCCUGGCCGCCCUAACUAGCGCGACUGCCUCCCCGCAUCGAUGGAGCUACCUGGAGAAGGUGCUCUUCUUCACCGACACCGAGAGCCCGGUCCCAACCGUGCCAGUGGAGCUGAAUGCAACACCGUCGCGUGGCUCGGCGGACAUGGAUGUGGAGAAAACGCCCACGCAGGAGCGCUCUGAGAGUGUGCGGGCGGAGGACGUGAACGAGGAGCCGGGGACAAAAAGCACCGCUUCCGCUUGGCAGGAGGGUGAGCAGCAGCUUCAGGGGCUGGCGCGAAAGUUCCGUCCCUGUCGCGUGUACGACGAGGUCCGGUGCUCUGCAGUUCCAUUGGGCGUGAAGGGUGUGUGGUAG